AUGCUGACCAGGUGUUGCCAAUAUGACAUCACCCUCAACAAGGACAAAUUCACCCUAGCUGCCCCGAAAGUAAACUUCUGUGGUUACGUCCUGUCAUCCAAUGGUAUUGCAGCAGACCCCAACAAGGUAUCCACUAUACAUGAUUUUCCCAUACCGUCCAAUGUCACAGACCUCAGGUCAUUUAUGGGUCUCGUCAAUCAACUUGCCGAUUUCACUCCAGACAUCGCAGCAGCAGUGCAGCCCCUACACCCACUUAUGAGUCCCAUCCCCUCAUUCAUUUGGACCCCUGAUCAUAAGCAAGCAUUUAAGAAAGUCAAGACAGCUCUGACUUUGCCACCUGUCCUUGCACCCUUCAACCCAGCCUUGCUCGUGGUCCUGCAAACAGAUGCCUCAAGCUUGUAUGGCCUCAGCUAUGCCCUGCUUGAAAGACAAUGGCCAUGGUCAGAUGCGCCUCGUCCAGUGUGGUUCUCGUUUCCUGAUGGACACAGACACUCACUACGCAACCAUAUAGCUAGAACUACUUGCAGUUACUUGGGCCAUGGCUAA
Messenger RNA from Macrobrachium nipponense, 546 nucleotides. RefSeq lists its product as uncharacterized. The coding region runs from base 1 to 546 and encodes 181 amino acids. The transcript has a single exon. The record is from RefSeq and is a predicted model, not a curated record. Lineage: Eukaryota; Metazoa; Arthropoda; Malacostraca; Decapoda; Palaemonidae.